AUGUUACCUGUGCUCGAAUUCUCUUCUUUGAAUUCCGUUUCAGCAAGAGUCAGAAACAUUUAUAGAUUUAAAUAUAGAGUUUGUUUCAUUGUUUUUUUCCUUCUUUCUUUCUUUCUUUCUUUCUUUCUUUCUUUCUUUCUUUCUUUCUUUCUUUCUUUCUAUUCCUCUUUUCUUUCAUAUUUCUCGUUUACGCUUUCUUCCUUUCUUUUCAUAUUUAAUAAAUUUACUUGUCAUUUAUUUCUCUUCCGUCCGUCCGUUCUUUCUUUCUUUCUUUCUUUCUUUCUUUCUUUCUGUUCCUCUUUUCUUUCAUAUUUCUUUCUUUCUUUCUUUCUUUCUUUCUUUCUUUCUUUCUUUCUUUCUCAUUUAUUUAUCUUCUUCUUUCUUUUCAUAUAUUAUAAACUUACUUAUUGUCAUUCAUUUCUCUCUUGUUCUUUCUUUCUUUCUUUCUUUCUAUUUCUCUUUUCUUUCCUAUUUCUCCCACACUUCGUCUCAAUUUCGUUCAUAUUUCCCAUCUCUUUCUUCCGUCAUCCUUUACUUCAACGUCUGUUUUUUUUUCCCUUUCUGUUCUUUACAAUACAAAUCGUUUCCAAAUUUAUCCAUUCAUCGCGACCCUUCCAUCCAUCUCUUUCCUUGACAUCAUAUUGCCGCCAAAACAAAAUGGUGGAAGGAUUUGGAACGAACAUUAAAAUAUGGCGCAUGCGUGGUGGCUGCUGCUCAAACUAUUCUUUGAUGUCAAGCGCUGCUAAUCGUCGCUGGCCACUGGAUCCGCGUAAUAUCUAUCUAUCUAUCUAUCUAUCUAUCUAUCUAUCAUUUUGA
Molecule: messenger RNA, 816 nt
Organism: Acanthosepion pharaonis
Lineage: Eukaryota; Metazoa; Mollusca; Cephalopoda; Sepiida; Sepiidae
Source: the annotation of a GenBank genome assembly